GUUCGCUGGUGGAGACCGGGAGGACCGAAACCCAGCUGUGUUCGCCGCCCGCCGCUGCUCGCCGCCGGUUCCCCCCUCACUGCUCGGUGAUGUUGGACAUGGGAGAGCGCAAAGAGGUGAAGAUGAUUCCCAAAUCGUCGUUCAGUAUAAACAGUUUGGUGCCGGAGGCCGUGCAAAGCGACAACAACAACAGUCACCACCACCACCACCACCCACCACCAGAACCAAACCAGAACCAGAGCCAGCACCGAGUUGUUGGUCCGGAUGACGCCGAGCAGAAGGCGCCUCUCCCGGCCUCGCAGCCGGACGUCAAAGCUGACCCGAAAAGUGAGUCGCUGAACCCGGAGAGCUGCCCGGAGGAGAAGCAGGAGGAGAAGAAGGACGGGAAAGAGGGAGAGAAGGACGGAGAGAAGAAAAGUGGCAAGUACGAAAAACCUCCUUUCAGCUACAACGCUCUAAUAAUGAUGGCUAUCAGGCAGAGUCCGGAGAAGCGGCUCACUCUCAACGGCAUCUAUGAGUUCAUCAUGAAAAACUUUCCGUAUUACCGGGAGAACAAGCAGGGCUGGCAGAACUCCAUCAGACACAACCUCAGCCUCAAUAAGUGCUUUGUCAAGGUACCUCGGCACUACGAUGACCCCGGGAAGGGAAACUACUGGAUGCUGGAUCCCAGCAGCGACGACGUCUUCAUCGGUGGAACCACUGGGAAGCUCCGCCGGCGCUCCACCACGUCACGGGCCAAACUGGCUUUCAAGCGCGGUGCCCGGUUGACCUCCGGGCUGACCUUCAUGGACCGGGCCGGUUCCUUAUACUGGCCGAUGUCCCCCUUCCUCUCCCUGCACCACCCGCGGGCCGCCGGUGCUCUCGGCUACAACGGGACCUCGUCGGGAUACCCGGGCCACCCGAUGUCCUACAGCAGCAUGCUGACGCAGAACAUGAGCAAUAACCACUCAUCGUUCCCAUCGUCCAACGGGCUCAGCAUGGACCGGCUGGUCGGUGGGGACCUCCCCUACGCGACGCACCACCUGACGGCGGCGGCCCUGGCGGCCUCGGCGGUGCCCUGCGGCCUCUCUGUGCCUUGCUCCGGGGCCACUUAUUCAUUAAACCCGUGCUCGGUGAACUUGUUGGCCGGACAGACGAGUUACUUUUUCCCCCAUGUCCCACACCCGACCAUGAGCUCACAGACCGGCGCCGGAGGCGGCGGCUCGUUGCAGGCUGCCCGGGCUUCGGCUUCCAAUUCCCCGCAGGCUCCGUCCUCUUCCUCGCUGCCAUGUGACACUCUUAGGCCGGCUUUGUCCGGCUCUCUACCCGCCUUCUCCUCGGGACUUUCCGGGGGUUUGUCUGACUAUUUCACACAUCAGAACCAGGGGUCAACUUCUAACCCGCUCAUACACUAACUCCCCCCCCCAUCCCCUGAACCUCAUCCAUCCAUCCAUCCAUCCAUCCAUCCAUGAAGGAGUGAAAAUCUCAAAAUGAUUGGAACACUAACGUGAUCGUUUUUAACACUGAACAUUUAAGAUGUAAAAAAAAUAUGACAAAUUAUUAUAAACUACUACCUAUUAUAGAAAAAAGAAGAGAGACUGCAAAACAAAAAAGAGCAGCACUGAGAAACUCACAGAAAGCAGCACUGACAUUUCCAGGUAUUCUUUUUGUUUUUAAUAUUAUUAUUAUUAUUAUUAUUAUUAUUAUUAUUAUUACUAUUAUUACUAUGGUUUAUUCUUCUCCAUGUUCUUCUCGUUGUUGCUGUGCCCCAUCUCCUCCUGCAGUUUUAAUUUCUGUGUACAUAAUGUGUGUUUCUUAGUGUCCGGGGUUUGUCUUCUGUAUAAUAAUGUCAGUCAGUGACGUGCAAUGUGAUCUGAGAUAAGAAGCGGAGAGAAUGAUGAGAACGCAGCUCGUUUUCCUUGUCUUGUUGGAGGAGGCAAGUUUUUUUUAUAUAUAUAUUAGAAUGAGUAUUUAAAUUAGUUGUUUUAUUAAAGAUAGUGUAAUAAUAAUAAUAAUAAUAAUAAUAAUAAUAAUAAUAAUAAUAAUAAUAAUAAUAAUAAUAAUUUGCCUUCAUGUCUCAGUACCAUGCUGGUUAGAAUAAAAGCGGGGAAAAGUGAUUUUUUUAAGCUGAACGUUCUUUAAAGCUGAACGUUCUUCUCCAUUCAUUCAUUGCCUGGUUUUAAAAACUGCUGACGCGCUUUUUAUAGACCAAAGAAUCUGUUCCAUAUGAAGUCAGUAUUGUGCUGUAUAUUCCGAGGCCUGCUGAGGGCGGAAUGAAGGAGAGACUCAAAUCCUCCGUCACUGCAGAAAAUGUCCCUUUAAACGAGAUUUUUAUCGCGUCCUUUAGGUUGUUUGAAUUAUCACUUAGACUUUUUUUUUAUUAUUAUUAUUAUAAAUUUUUGUUAUUUCAGCAGCUGUUGGUGUCGCUGGAGGAAUUUAAUUUUCAGUCAAAUAAAAAAUAUAAAAAAAGAUCGGGCAUUAUUUUUCGGAUUGAAGAGUUGCGCUUUUCGGCGUUGCGACUUUGUGCGUAAAUGUCUCGUUUUGUGGAAGAUUUUCCGCAGUGAAGCUUUGCCAUGGAAACGUGAUUGCCCGUUUGAAAAACAACAACAAACAAAACGCAGACGUUCACGAUUCUUUUUCUUCUUGUUUUUGUACAAUUAGUAAAAAGAAAAAAAAAGAAAAAAAGAUCAUCUUUGUAAUUUGACUUUGUUUUGUUUUAGAAAAGGAGGAACGCUGUAAAAAAAAUCCCGUUUGUUUAACAAAAGAAAUUCUGCCUUCUGAUCUAAUAGGCUCCUAUUUGGAAUGAUUGUCUUUUAAUUGUCGCCUCUAAAACAAUUUUUCAUGGUUGUGAUACUGUUGUGGUCUUCUUCUUAUUACCGUGUUUGUCGCUUAUAAAAAUAAAAAAAGAAAAAAAAAGAAAAAAUGUUUUAAUCCUAAAAAAGCACAAAUAAAAGAAUAGGUUACAUUCAUAACUAACGUAA
This is a messenger RNA of Poeciliopsis prolifica (blackstripe livebearer), 2960 nucleotides long. RefSeq names its product forkhead box G1a (gene foxg1a). NCBI's taxonomy places the organism in Eukaryota, Metazoa, Chordata, Actinopteri, Cyprinodontiformes, Poeciliidae. Gene Ontology annotation, molecular function: DNA-binding transcription factor activity; sequence-specific double-stranded DNA binding. Gene Ontology annotation, cellular component: nucleus. Gene Ontology annotation, biological process: regulation of transcription by RNA polymerase II. The record is from RefSeq and is a predicted model, not a curated record.